Molecule: messenger RNA, 4581 nt
Organism: Orycteropus afer afer
Lineage: Eukaryota; Metazoa; Chordata; Mammalia; Tubulidentata; Orycteropodidae
Source: RefSeq, a predicted model, not a curated record
AUGGUCGCAGGGUCCUGGGUCCUAGUUGGGCUGGGGGUGCAGAUUAAGCGGGAGGCGCGCUGGGAGCAUGCACUCGGGCGGCCAGGCGCGCUCCCGGCUCCCGAGGCGCUGCCCUCACGCGGCCUUUCCGCUUCUGCUCCUCGCCUCUGGAUCGCGGCCGCCGCGCUGGGCGGUGAGAGCGCCUUGGCGAGGCCGCGUGUUGCGCACGGUUUGGGCGCGAGGAACCUGGAGGUGCGCGCCCCGCCGGCGAGGAGCCGGCUCCCCGCGCUGCGGACGUCCUUCGAGGGUCAACCAGGACUACUGGGACCACAGGGUCCAAUUGGAGCCUUGGGACCCCCAGGACCCAUCGGGAUUCCAGGAGAGAAAGGGCUGCGAGGUGACAGUGGCCCUCCUGGAGCAGCUGGGCAGAAAGGAGACAAGGGCCCAACUGGUGUUCCUGGGUUUCCUGGUUUGGAUGGCAUAUCUGGAUACCCAGGACUUCCAGGAUCCAGAGGCAAACCUGGCGUGAAUGGCUACAAUGGCUCAAGAGGUGAUCCAGGGCUUCCGGGAGAAAACGGAGCUCCUGGCCCAGUAGGGCCCCCAGGCGACAGAGGGGACCCAGGACCUCCCGGCUUCCCAGGAUCUAGGGGAGCGAGUGGACCUGCAGGCCCAAUGGGCUAUCCGGGAGAGCCAGGAUUAGCAGGACCUCCUGGCCAUCGUGGGAGCCCAGGUUUGAAGGGUAAUCCUGGCGUGGGAGUCAAGGGGCAGAAGGGAUCCCCGGGUGAGGUUGGCCAGCAAGGUUCUCCAGGACCAACCCUACUGGUGGAACCACCUGAUUCUUCUCUCUAUAAAGGAGAAAAGGGUAUAAAAGGAAUGCCUGGCCUUACUGGGCCACCAGGACCUUUUGGAUUCAAGGGAAAACCUGGUAUUGGGGCAAAAGGAGAGAAGGGUAUUGCUGGCUUUCCAGGGGCUCCGGGUGUCCCUGGCUCCUAUGGAUCCCCAGGUUUUCCAGGAAUAAAGGGGGAAUUGGGACCAGUUGGUGAUCCUGGGCCAUUUGGAUUUCUUGGCUCAAAGGGGGAUCCUGGAGACCGUGGACACCCAGGACCACCAGGUGUUUUGGUCACACCACCUGUUCCACUCAAAGACCUGGCCCCAGUGGACAUCUCAAUUGAGGUCUGUGAUGUAGACGUGUAUAAGAAACUGGGAAAACCUGGUACCUCAGGACCACAUGGCAGCAAAGGAGAAAAGGGUGACACAGUUGUACCGAGAGUUAAAGGGCACAAAGGAGAAAGAGGUCCUAAUGGACUCCCAGGAUUCCCAGGGCAACAGGGACAAGAUGGUCGGGAUGGACAUCCAGGAGGAAGAGGAAAACCAGGCUCCCCAGACAUGUGCCAGACCUGCCAUAUCCGAGUUAGACCUCUGGCUGAUGUUCAUGGCCUCCUGGCCUUGUGGCUGGUGGGGAGACCAGGAGCCCCUGGCCGCCCUGGCGUGAGAGGCCCAGAUGGCCUGAAAGGUCAGAAAGGUACUACGAUUACUUGUAACAUAACCUACCCAGGGAGGCCAGGCCCUCCAGGUUUGGAUGGACCUCCAGGUCCAAAGGGAUUUCCAGGUUCCCAGGGUGCUCCUGGGCCGAGGUGUUUUGAUGGGCAAAAAGGCCGACGUGGCAAACCAGGAAUAUCCAACAUACCAGGCCCGCCUGGUUUUCAUGGUGACAUGGGAGAUCCAGGUUUUGGAGGUGAAAAGGGGUACUCCCCUAUUGGGCCUCCAGGCCCUCCUGGCUUACCUGGCAUGAACGGUCAGAAAGGAAUCCCAGGUGACCCUGCUUAUGGCCCCCCAGGACCUCCAGGAAAGAGGGGUCUUUCAGGAGUGCCAGGGAUAAAAGGACCCAGAGGUGAUGUUGGACAUCCAGGGGCUGCAGGGCCAAUGGGCCCUCCAGGAAUUCCAGGUCUCAAGGGUCCUAAAGGCAGAGCAGGAAGUGCUGGCUUUCCAGGUAUUCCAGGCCUGCCUGGCCAUUCCUGUGAAAGAGGUGCUCCAGGGCCACCAGGGCAGCCAGGACUCCCCGGGAUUCCAGGUGGUCCAGGUGCCCCAGGCUGGAAAGGACAGCAAGGGGAUGGAGGGCCUCCUGGACCAGUGGGAAUGAAGGGUCUUCCUGGAGCCCCAGGACGGCCAGGGGCAGAUGGACUCCCUGGACCACCAGGACUCUCAGGCCUCUUUGGGGAUGAUGGACUACCUGGUCUUCCAGGCCCACAGGGGCCGCAGGGUCUGCCUGGUGUUCCAGGGUUUCCAGGGGAGAGAGGAAGGCCUGGCCCAGAAGGACAACCUGGCAGAAAGGGAGCACGUGGAGAGAAAGGUUGGCCUGGCCUUCUGGGAGACCAGGGAGCAAGAGGUGCCAGAGGAGAGAGAGGACCUCCAGGAGAUGAAGGAGAAACAGUGAUUAUAUCCCAAAAAGGGAAAACUGGAGAACCUGGACUUCCUGGAGAUGGUGGACCGCUGGGGGUGAAAGGUGAUAAAGGAAGUCCAGGGGUGCAAGGGAGAAGAGGAGAGCCAGGAAGACAUGGGCCACCAGGAUUUCUCAGUGGGGAACCUGGUAGAAAUGGACAGCAGGGGCUUCCUGGACCCCCAGGACCGCCAGGCUUACCUGGCUUAAGAGGGAUCGUUGGUUUUCCGGGAUUUCCAGGUGACCAGGGUGGUCCAGGUUCUCCAGGCCCCACUGGACUUUCAGGAAUUGAUGGCGCGAGAGGACCUAAAGGAAUCAAAGGUGACCCUGCAAGUCAGUUUGGUCCACCUGGUCUGAAGGGUGAGCCAGGUAGCCUUGGAUGUCCAGGGCAUUUCGGAGUCCCUGGUGAGCAGGGCUUGCCUGGUGUUCACGGGCCCCAUGGACCACCUGGAAGGCCAGGACUGCCAGGCUCCUCUGGACCACCAGGGUUUCCAGGUGAUCAAGGGGUGCCUGGGAUGAGGGGACAUCCAGGAGAAACAGGGGACCGUGGACCAAGCGGCCUCAUGGGGCAUCCAGGGAUACCAGGUCCUCCAGGAAUAAAAGGUUCCUCGGGGUCCCCUGGCCUGAAUGGCUUGCAUGGUUUAAAGGGCCAGAAAGGAACCAAAGGUGCUUCAGGUUUGCAUGAAAUGGGCCCACCAGGUCCAGUGGGAAUGCCUGGGCUAAAAGGGGAGAUAGGAGACCCUGGGAGUCCAGGAAUUUCUCCUCCAGGCUUUUUUGGAGACAAAGGUCCUCCAGGUCCUCCAGGGAGACCAGGACCACCUGGUCCAGUGGGUGGCCCAGGAAGAGCUCCUAUUGGUGACAUUCCUGACCAGGGUCCACUUGGAGAUCAGGGGCCUCCUGGUCCCGAUGGCCCAACAGGUGUACCAGGGCCUCCAGGCAGCCCUGGGAGGGUUGACCUCCUAAGAGGUGAUCCCGGUGACUGUGGCCUGCCAGGGCCACCAGGAGCCCCGGGCCCACCAGGCCCUCCAGGACAUAGAGGUUUCCCAGGAUGUGAUGGAAAUGUCGGCCAGAAAGGACCAAUGGGAUUCCCAGGGCCACAGGGUCCCCAUGGAUUUCCUGGGCUUCCUGGAGAAAAGGGUUUACCUGGCUUUCCAGGUAUACAAGGGCCCCCUGGUCCUCCAGGUGAACCUGGACCACCUGCAGGUGAGGAUGACUGCCCCCGAAUCCCGGGGCUUCCUGGAGUGCCAGGCCCAAGAGGACCAGAAGGACCCAUGGGGAUCCCUGGGCCACAGGGUGCCCCAGGAGCAGAGUGCAAAGGACAACCUGGGUUGGAUGGCAGGAGGGGCGAGCCUGGCAUUCCUGGGACACCUGGGCCUUCAGGACGCAAGGGUGACAUGGGAGAAGCUGGCUGCUCUGGACCACCAGGUCCUCCUGGUCCCACUGGGGACCCUGGGCCCAGAGGGUUUGGACCUGGGUACCUCAGCGGCUUCCUCCUGGUUCUUCACAGUCAGACGGAUCAAGAACCCACCUGCCCAGUGGGCAUGCCCAAGCUCUGGACAGGGUAUAGUUUGUUAUUCCUGGAAGGACAAGAGAAAGCUCACAACCAGGAUCUUGGUCUGGCAGGGUCUUGUCUUCCCAUGUUCAGCACACUGCCCUUUGCCUACUGCAACAUUCACCAAGUGUGCCACUAUGCCCAGAGAAAUGACAAAUCCUACUGGCUGGCCAGUGCUGCCCCUCUGCCCAUGAUGCCGCUCUCAGAAGAGGAGGUGCGCCCGUACAUCAGCCGCUGCGCCGUGUGCGAGGCCCCAGCCCAGGCGGUGGCGGUGCAUAGCCAGGACCAGUCCAUACCUCCAUGUCCACGGUCCUGGAGGAGCCUCUGGAUUGGGUAUUCAUUCUUGAUGCACACAGGAGCUGGGUCCCAAGGUGGAGGGCAGGCCCUCAUGUCACCGGGCAGCUGUCUGGAAGACUUCAGAGCAGCACCGUUCCUUGAAUGCCAAGGCCGACAGGGAACAUGCCAUGUUUUUGCAAACGAGUAUAGCUUCUGGCUGACCACAGUGAAACCAGACUUGCAGUUCUCCUCCCCACCAUCACCAGACACCUUGAAAGACAGCCAGGCCCAGCGCCAGAAAGUCAGCAGAUGCCAGGUCUGUGUGAAGUACAGUUAG